UAUCUGUCAAACAAAUUUGUCAACAAAUAAGUUUAAUGUUUUUACUUUGAUUUGCAUUCUUUGAUGAAAUACCUAAGAUGAACCUUGUGGAAACUGAUGGCAAUCCGCACACGGGAUUUUGUAUUAAAAGUACAAAAAGGAAAGUGCCACAAGUAGACAUUCCUAUCACUACUGAAUUUGAUUUUGGCACAGCCAUCGAAAAUGUUUACCCCUUAUUGGAGAUGGUGUUUGAUUAUCUCGAUUAUAAGGAUUUAAGAAAUGCAUCUCAGGUUAAUAAAACAUGGAAAGACUUUGCUGAUAAGAUCUUGGAAAAACGGGCUGAAGUCAGUUGGUUUUCUUGUUACAAAACUAAACAAUCAAAUGUCCUGCAUCACAGUGAUAACUUAAACAUGAAUAACAUUGGAAUUGGCAUCAUACUAUACAACAGUCGUAAGGUUAAGUUGCAGGAGUACAUUUGUAUUCAUACAGACAAAUUGAUGAAAAAAACAGUUGUGGAGUAUCUUGCCGACGAGUUUGUACCGACGAAUAUUGAUUACUGUCUUAUAUCUUGUCCUAAAGUGAAGUCAUACUUUCCAAAGUGCCCUAAGGUUGACACAAGAUCAUCUUCAACAUUUGAUGGUGUAGUUUUGCCCAAAAUACCAAACAUUAAUACAGCUAUGUUCCACUGUAAUCCAGUAAAAGUAAAGGAGCUGCAUAAAUCUAUAAGUAACUUUAUAAAGGAAACUGAAGAAGUUAAAUGUCUCCUAAUGUUUUGUAAGACUGACUUAAGUAAAUCCAUUUACAGUUUACUUAAAAUGCUCUUACCAGGAGAACAUCCUCAGGAAGUAGCUGUUGGAGGUGGUAUAAUACGGGGGACUAAGACAUUUCAAAAAAUUAACACACAAAAGAAAGUUUUUUCUAGUAAUGAUGUUUUUUGUAUAACAUUCAGCCAAGAGAAAGGCAUCAAAAGUGAAUUUAAUGCUUAUUCUACUGUUAUUACCGGUGAUGAUUUAUCUAAUAGUGAAUUUGAAGAGGAAUUAGUCAAGUUCAAAACUGCCAUAGCUUUAAGAACAAAUAGUGUAGCAAUAAGAGUUUGCUGCUCAGCAAAAGUACAAACUGAAGAUGAACUUAUUUUAUUUGGUAAAGUUUUUCCUAACAUUCCAUUACUAGGAAUGGAUGCAGAUGGGGAAAUUGGUUGGAGUAAUCAUAAUUCUUUAGAUACAGAAGAUUUCCAACCAAAACGAAUGAAAAAUUCUUAUCCCAUUGUACAACACCAAUGGUCAACUGUUUUAGUUCUAAUAACUUGGGGCAAGUUUCUCAAUGAGUGAUUUUAUGUAUUUUAUAUGUUAAUAUAAGAAUAUUAAGUAUUUUUUUCUAGACGUCCAAAGAUAUUUCUUAUAAUUUGUCGUGGCUAUUCUUUAAUUAAUAUUCAUUUCGUUUUAGCUUCAGUGUGAUGCAGGAUUUUUUAUUAAUUAAAUAAAGUGAUAUUUUACAA
Messenger RNA from Aethina tumida (small hive beetle), 1474 nucleotides. RefSeq lists its product as uncharacterized. Gene Ontology annotation, molecular function: protein binding. The transcript has 5 exons. NCBI's taxonomy places the organism in Eukaryota, Metazoa, Arthropoda, Insecta, Coleoptera, Nitidulidae. The record is from RefSeq and is a predicted model, not a curated record. Gene Ontology annotation, biological process: positive regulation of proteasomal ubiquitin-dependent protein catabolic process; protein polyubiquitination. Bases 78 to 1307 code for a protein of 409 amino acids.